CAGUCGCAGCUGACCGCUGCUUAGGGGCCACUUUCUCCUCUUCUAUCUGGAUAGAAAACAGAGGGACAACCUCAGUUAUUUUACACAGAGCCUGACACAGACACAGCCAGUCUGACUGUCUACAAUUUCUUUUUUUUGGAAACUCUACCACUCUGUUUCCACUUGGAACCGCGCUUCCCCCUUCCAGACGAUUUAAUUCCUUCAGGUUUCAGCCUAAUUGUUUGAGCAAGUACCCAGCAGCGCAGGUAGAACGGGCAGCGGCCGCAGCAUGGAGCCGUACACGGUCCCGGGAGCUCCGCUCUCCCUGUCCGGAGUGGAGCCGUACACGGUCCCGGGAGCUCUGCUCUCCCUGUCCGACCUUUACUCCGUCAUCCCCUUCAACGUCACGUUCCCGGACGAGGAGAACGGCUUGAUGGGCGAGCGGCUGCAGAACUACACCGGGCAGCGGGCUCCGGUGCUGAGCGCCGGGGGUCUGAUCAUACCCAUAUCCAUCACGGCUCUCUACUCCGUCAUUUGCGUGGUGGGACUUCUGGGCAACGUCCUCGUCAUGUACGGGGUGGUCAGAUACACCAAGAUGAAGACCGCCACAAACAUUUACAUUUUCAACUUGGCUCUUGCCGACGCCUUGGCCACCAGCACGCUGCCCUUCCAGAGCGCCAAGUACCUCAUGAAGACCUGGCCAUUUGGGGAAGUCCUGUGCAAGCUCAUAAUUGCCAUUGACUACUACAACAUGUUCACGAGCAUCUUCACCCUUACCAUGAUGAGCGUGGACCGCUACAUCGCCGUGUGCCACCCAGUCAGGGCACUGGGGUUUCGGACGCCAGUCAAGGCUAAGUUGAUCAACGUGCUCAUCUGGGUCCUGUCCUCUGCGAUUGGGGUGCCCAUUAUGGUCUUGGCUGUGACCAAAGUGGCAGAUAAUGGUAGAAUCAUGUGCACUCUGAAAUUCCCUGACCCUGACUGGUACUGGGACACUGUGACAAAGAUCUGUGUCUUCAUCUUUGCCUUCGUGGUUCCUGUGAUGGUCAUCACCAUAUGUUAUGGCCUGAUGAUACUACGCCUAAAGAGCGUUCGUCUGCUCUCAGGCUCCAAGGAGAAAGACCGCAACAUGCGCCGCAUCACCCGCAUGGUCCUGGUGGUGGUGGCGGCCUUCAUCAUCUGCUGGACCCCCAUCCACAUCUUCAUCAUCGUGAAGACCAUGGUGGAGAUUGACAACAGAAACCCCUUCGUCAUAGCCAGCUGGCACCUGUGCAUCGCCUUGGGCUACACCAACAGCAGCCUCAACCCUGUCCUCUACGCAUUUUUGGAUGAAAAUUUUAAGCGGUGCUUCAGGGAUUUCUGCCUUCCCUGUCGGACCCACGUGGAGCAGCACAGUCUGACCACAGGCCGCAACACCGCCAGGGAGCCUGUGUCUGUCUGCGCUCCAACAGGAGCGGUGAAGAAGCCGGCAUGACUAGGCAUGGAGUGGGUCCCCCACAGCUCUCGCUCGAGGAGGAUCCAGCAAGAUCUGCAAUCAGAGAUAACCCAGAUCUCCACAACAGAGUUUUAAGAGAUCUUAACGAGUAAAAGCUGGUCUCAAGGAACUGAGUCGUGUCGCUUAUUCUCAACAAUUUGGCUGGACAUUUAAAGGAAUAGCUAAAUAUAAUGGAAAAAGAGUUACACUGUGAUCUUACUGUUGUAGUUAAGUACAAUGGAAUCUUUUUUCUUACAAAGGCAGACAGUAGAUAGGGUGAUAGCCCAAAGAGUAUAUCCAAAUGUUGAAGCGAGAUUAUUAAAACAGAACAUCCCCAGCUCAUGAUUUAUCUGCCCAAAAAAGACCCGAGUACAGGACUUUUUGAUGAUUUAAAAUCGGACAAAGAAACACAUGCAGGUUUCUAUCUUGUCAAGCAAAGAAUGCAUUGU
Messenger RNA from Perca flavescens (yellow perch), 1899 nucleotides. It is a transcript of the gene oprd1a, whose product is annotated as opioid receptor, delta 1a. Bases 269 to 1450 code for a protein of 393 amino acids. Gene Ontology annotation, biological process: neuropeptide signaling pathway; G protein-coupled opioid receptor signaling pathway. Gene Ontology annotation, cellular component: neuron projection; plasma membrane. Gene Ontology annotation, molecular function: G protein-coupled enkephalin receptor activity; neuropeptide binding. The record is from RefSeq and is a predicted model, not a curated record. NCBI's taxonomy places the organism in Eukaryota, Metazoa, Chordata, Actinopteri, Perciformes, Percidae. The transcript has 3 exons.